Symphalangus syndactylus (siamang) is the source of this 678-nucleotide messenger RNA. RefSeq lists its product as uncharacterized. The record is from RefSeq and is a predicted model, not a curated record. Lineage: Eukaryota; Metazoa; Chordata; Mammalia; Primates; Hylobatidae.
AUGGCCGGCAGCAGGCUUUUCUCUGGUGCCCAUUACUGUGGUAUUGAGGCCAUCUUUGAUCUGCAGGGUUUGCAGCAGCUGCACUGGGAGCAGCCACAAGAGCCACAGCCCCCCUUGGAGCCUCCACAGGAGCCACAGCCCCCCUUGGAGCCCCCACAGGAGCCACAGCCCCCCUUGGAGCCCCCACAGGAGCACAGCCCCCCUUGGAGCCCCCACAGGAACCGCAGCCCCCCUUGGAGCCCCCACAGGAGCCACAGCCCCUCUUGCCACAGCUGGUGCAGGAACAGGCUGGCACACAGCAGCACACAGGUUUGCAGCAGCAGAUGGGCACACAGCAGCUGGAGCCACAGCCCCCACAGCCAGAGCCACAGCCCCCACAGCCGGAGCCACAGCCUCCACAGCCGGAGCCACAGCCCCCACAGCCGGAGCCACAGCCCCCACAGCCGGAGCCACAGCCCCCACAGCCAGAGCCACAGCCCCCACAGCCAGAGUCACAGCCUCCGGAGCAGCCACAGCAGCCCAUGGUUCUGGUGGAUUGAGGGUGGAGCAUGUAGAGGAGCAGGUGAGAGGGAGGUGCAGGUGUGGAGCCCCCUGAGCCUGGACCCCCUUAUAUCCCAGGGUAGGGUCGCUCUGAGACCUCGGUCACUCCAUAAUUCCCAGCACUUCCUGGGUAUGUGA